UGUCGUUCAACAAUUUGGUAACGUUAAAAAGCAAAGCAAGUGCAAAUUUAAUAGGUUGUCAGACCAGAACGUAUAUAUAUACCGAGAUAUAUAGUGAGAUAUAGAAAUGGCAGCGCCGAUGCAACACGAGGAUCUGCUGAAGCUAAAGAGCUUCAUCGAGUUUGUGGACUCAAAUCCCACGGUCUUGAACAUGCCGCAGCUGCAGUUCGUCAAAGAUUUUGUGGAGAAGUUCGGGGGCAAGGUGCCGGCUGGUGAUUUCAAGAUGCCCGACGCCUCGGCCGGAGGCAAAUGUCCAUUUGGUGGCGACGCUGGUGCAAAGGGCAACAAGCCGGCAUCUGGGUCCGCCGAUCCUGCCGAUAAUGCAUCCGAUGAUAGCGAGGAUGAAGAGUCUCUUUCCGAGCCCGAAUCGGACGUCGAAUUGGAUAUGGAAGGGGUGAUCGAGGCAGACAACGAUCCUGCCCAGCCAAUGGGUGACUCCGCCAAAGAGCCCACCGAGGAGGAGGUGGACCAAGCGGGCGAUCUGCGUGCCCAGGCGGCCUCUGCAUAUGGCCAGCAAAAGUUCGACGAGGCUAUUGCUUUCUAUACCAAGGCCAUUGAACUGAAUCCAGGCAAUGCCCUGUUCCAUGCUAAGCGUGGUCAGGCCUUCCUAAAGCUGAAGAAACCAAAUGCCUGCAUUCGGGAUUGCGACAAGGCGUUAGAACUCAACUGCGAUUCGGCAGCUGCCUAUAAGUUUAGAGGACGUGCCCGUCGCCUUCUGGGUGAAUUUGAGCUGGCAGCCAAGGAUCUGCGGCAGGCGUGCAAGCUGGACUUUGACGAGGAGACAGACGAGUGGCUCAAGGAGGUCACACCGAAUGCCAAGAAGAUUGAGCAGCAUCGCGUCAAGCAAGAGCGUCGCCAGGCAGAGCGCAAGAUCAAGGAACGUCAACGAGCUCAGAACCGUGCCCGUAAGGAGCAGGCCAAGCAGAGUGCCAACUCUGGUGGGUCAUCCGGUGGAUUCCCUGGGGGAUUCCCUGGUGGCUUCCCAGGUGGAUUCCCCGGCGGUUUCCCAGGCGGAUUCCCAGGUGCAGCUGGCGGCGGUGCUGGCGCUGGUGGCAUGCCGGGAAUGCCCGGCGGCGUAAACAUGGCUGAUUUGAUGGGCGCAAUGAAAGAUCCAGAAGUAGCAGCCGCCAUGCAGGACAUCCUUGGAAAUCCAGCCAAUAUUUCGAAGUACGUGUCAAAUCCAAAGAUUUUCAACCUAAUCAAGAAGUUUGUGCCCGGCGGAGAUGUGGGUGCUGCCUUUGCCCAAGCGGAAGAAAAGGCCGGAGAGCCGAGCGAGCCUAAAACCAAGAAGGGCUCAGCCGAUUUCGUAGACGAUGGCUUGGACUAAAGAUUAGGGAUUAUGAAUCAAUAAGAAUGACACGGCGAUGAAAAUAAGUUAACAAAUAACAUAGACACACGAACUAGAGCGAGAUGAAGAAACGGCAAAGCAAAAUAGAGAGAGGGGGAAAUAUUGGAUGAAUAGAAUGAAAGAGGAGGAAGGAGGAUUACUAAGAGAAGGGGAAAAGCUGCUGCCUUACACAUUUUCCAGCUCAGAAAUAACUUGAACAUUUCUCUAAGCUUUAUAUUAAACCACACGUAAAAGAAAGGUCAGCAAAGCGGGAAAGAUAUACACACAUAUAAUUAUAUAUACAUAUAUACACAAAAUAACGCAAGAAGUCAGAGGAAUUUGUGUAUCUUUUAUUCAAAAAACUCAGAUGAGGGUGUAAGAAGGUAGAGUGGAAAAGCUUUUCCUUGGCCAUAAGCUACUAAAUUAAAGAAUACGUUAAAGAGCUAUUUUCAAUUUUCACAUCAGAAAGGAUUCCACACCUAUGCCUAUUCCAUUCUCAGUUCACAGGAAGAUCGAACAAAUGUUCUGAUAUACAAAAAUACAAAACGAAUGUUUCCUUAUUAACAUUUCAAAAUUAAGUCAUAUUCUCAAGUCUGUCGAUCGAUCUAGUUGAACUAAAGCUCGAUAAGGAACCAAAACAAAAUAAAAAGAAAUAUAUUAAAUAAUAUUAGCCUUAAUUAACGAUACUCUCGGAGACAUCAGAAUAACAAAUCGAUAAACGGAAACAAAGAACUAAUCACCCAUUUUGUCAAACAAAAUGUACUGAGUAGGAUUUGAAUAAUACCAUAUUGUACUAAGCAAAUGCAUUUAGCCACCCGAAAAGAAAACACUCGCCCACUCAUAUUCAACACUCAUCAACACAUACACACAUUUAUUCACGGCCUGCAUGCCGACAUGUCAAACAUUCAUUCAACCAGUGAUCAAUGGAAUUAAAUAAACGAGAAUCCGAAGUGCUAA
Molecule: messenger RNA, 2323 nt
Organism: Drosophila eugracilis
Lineage: Eukaryota; Metazoa; Arthropoda; Insecta; Diptera; Drosophilidae
Product: hsc70-interacting protein 1
Exons: 4
Coding region: 107-1366 (419 amino acids)
Molecular function (GO): protein dimerization activity; Hsp70 protein binding
Source: RefSeq, a predicted model, not a curated record